Messenger RNA from Mesorhabditis spiculigera, 441 nucleotides. The record is from the annotation of a GenBank genome assembly. Lineage: Eukaryota; Metazoa; Nematoda; Chromadorea; Rhabditida; Rhabditidae.
AUGCUUCCCCGAGCUCUACUCUUUUUCCUCAGCCAUCUCUCCUCGAUCGUCUGGGGGUUAAAGUGUUUAUCAGGACAUCCAACGGUACCGGCCGUCUGUCAAUCUCUCUCUUAUUGUGUGACGAUACGAAACGCGAAGGGGUCUAUUCAAAGGGCAUGUGAUGGAAACGGGGUAAACCAGCUAUCACUUUGUGCCUUUAAUUUGGCAGUGCGUCGACCUCCGGGUGGAGGCGGAGUUCCAUCUGACUAUGCACUAUAUCCUAGCAAAUCCUCGAACCGCUACUCCCCGGCGUCAACUCAGCAGCUGUGCUACAAUGGCGGUGAUCUCGGCGAGAUAUGCUGCUGCCAAUGGGAGUAUUGUAACGGAAUUCCGCGCAAUACACCCAUAGCGCUUGCCUUUCUGAUUCCCAUAGUCUUCUUAUUUAUUGGCGGCUACCGAUUG